Messenger RNA from Zea mays, 444 nucleotides. The record is from the annotation of a RefSeq genome assembly. NCBI's taxonomy places the organism in Eukaryota, Viridiplantae, Streptophyta, Magnoliopsida, Poales, Poaceae.
AUGAACUGGGUGCUCGAAAGUUUGUUGUGUCCGACGUCGCUCGGUUGUAUACCGUACGUUCGUGCUCUGGAGUUCAUGCCUACAGGGGAGUGUUCAGCAUCCGCGAAUCGAGUCACUGAAGGUUACAACAAGAAAUUGAAGAGGAUGGUCGAAAAGAUGAACCAGGAGAUGGGUCCAGAGAGCAAAUUUGUGUACGUAAAUACGAAGGAGUUUGGCAGCGCCGAAGCAGAGGAAGGAACCCGAAGCAAUGGAAAGAACGACGACCUAGGAGGUAGUAGUAGUACGAAGCCGGAAGGUGGUUUGAUUCAGAAGUUGAGUGAGGAGGCUUCGACCGUCGCCACAAAGAUUCUUAUGAGGCAUGCUUCUGACGGGCUGCCACGCGGGAGGUACUGGAAGACUUUUCAAAGGGCUAAGUAUAGGCACCGGGAAAGAGUGGGGGGUUGA